Messenger RNA from Ceratotherium simum simum (southern white rhinoceros), 2444 nucleotides. The record is from RefSeq and is a predicted model, not a curated record. NCBI's taxonomy places the organism in Eukaryota, Metazoa, Chordata, Mammalia, Perissodactyla, Rhinocerotidae.
UAUCUUUCUCUUCCUGUUUCACAGAAAAAAUUAUGACACCAGCAUCCAAAGGAAUUCUGCGCCCAUUUCUAAUCGUCUGCGUUAUCCUGGGCUGCUUCGUGGCAUGUCUGUUCAUUUACAUCAAGCCCACCAACAGCUGGAUCUUCAGUCCAAUGGAGUCAGCCAGCUCAGUGCUGAAAAUGAAAAAUUUCUUCUCCACCAAGACUGAUUAUUUUAAUGAAACUACUAUUCUGAUUUGGGUGUGGCCAUUUGGACAGACCUUUGAUCUUACAUCCUGCCAAGCAAUGUUCAACAUCCAAGGAUGCCACCUCACCACGGACCGUUCUCUGUACAACAAAUCUCAUGCAGUUCUGAUCCAUCACCGAGAUAUCAGUUGGGAUCUGACUAAUUUACCUCAGCAGGCUAGGCCACCCUUCCAGAAAUGGAUUUGGAUGAAUUUGGAAUCACCAACUCACACACCCCAAAAGAGUGGUAUUGAGCACCUGUUCAACCUAACUCUGACUUACCGCCGCGACUCAGAUAUCCAAGUGCCUUAUGGCUUCUUGACGGUGAGCACAAACCCCUUCGUGUUUGAAGUGCCAAACAAAGAGAAGUUAGUGUGCUGGGUUGUAAGUAACUGGAACCCUGAGCAUGCCAGGGUCAAAUAUUACAAUGAACUAAGCAAAAGCAUUGAAAUCCAUACCUAUGGGCAAGCAUUUGGAGAGUACGUGAAUGAUAAAAAUUUGAUUCCUACCAUAUCCACUUGCAAAUUUUAUCUUUCCUUUGAAAACUCAAUCCACAAAGAUUACAUCACAGAAAAGCUGUACAAUGCUUUUCUGGCUGGCUCUGUACCUGUUGUUCUGGGGCCGUCUAGGGAAAACUAUGAAAAUUAUAUUCCAGCAGAUUCAUUCAUUCAUGUGGAAGACUACAACUCUCCCAGUGAGCUAGCAAAGUAUCUGAAGGAAGUUGACAAAAACAAUAAGUUAUACCUUAGCUACUUUAACUGGAGGAAGGAUUUCACAGUAAAUCUUCCACGAUUUUGGGAAUCACAUGCAUGCUUGGCUUGUGAUCAUGUGAAAAGGCAUCAAGAAUAUAAGUCUGUUGGUAAUCUAGAGAAAUGGUUUUGGAAUUAAAGUUUUUCAUCAUUUGCACACUUGGCAAAUUACUUUGAUGAGAUAUCAUCCAAGUUUUAAGGAUGAAAAGAGAGACAACAUUCUGUUUUUGUGUCACAGUUUAUUUUUAUCACUCUCUCUUGGGUAACGUGUAUAUUUUGAUGGAGAUUUUUAAGAGCUCAGCAUUAGCAAUCACUCCAUUUGGUUUUAAAUUAUCCUAUAUAUACCUAAUUAUGUGCACCGAAAAAUAAUUUAUUCUUUGCUAUCAUUUGUAAACAUUGGUUUUUCACAUUUUUGUAGUUGUUUGUAAUGUAAGUUUGUGAUAUGAUUGCUGUUUCUACAUUGAUCAGCUAUUUAAUCUAUUUGGCAAAUGAAGAUGCACAUCUUAAAACAUGAAAUAUUUUCACUAAAUGUUAUAAUAUCUAGUUCCAAGUUUGCAUAAUGUAACAAAGGAAAAACAUUUGUAAUUGAAUUCUAACCUCUUUGACUUCGGACUUGAACAAAGUGUAUACCUGUCUCUAUUUGAUCUAUUUUUUACCCGUUUACCACAUUUGUGAAGGCAGAAUUAUUCAUAUAGUGAAUAAGAAAAGCAGUGAGGCAUAACUGUUAUAUUCAGGAAGCUAUUAGACUUCCCAUUUAUUUUCAUUAAGCUGAUUUGCAAAUGAAGCCAUUGGUUCUCAUGAUCUUAAAUUAAAUUAUUCAGGUAUUUUUAAAUAUCCAAUUCAUUGGGAUUUUUAGUACCUAAGAAAUAAUCCUAAUAACACUUAAGAAAACCUAAGAUAGUUCUCUUCCUGAUCCUGAUAAUACAUUGUUAUAAUAAAACAAAUAAUUUCCUCAAACAGCAAAGAAAAACGAUAUGUAUAGAUACAAAUCAUAUUUAUAAAUGGUACAUUUAUGUACAAUUUUUAAUGACAUAUCAAUUUAAAAUAUUUUUUUCUGAAGCCCUAAUAUUUAAAACAGUCUUAUUUUAUCAUAUGGACAAAUGAAUAGACAUAACAUUUGAGAGGUUUGUCUUAUCAUUUAAAAGAACCUAAAUAAAAUUAUCAUCAAGGUGUUAAAUAGAAGAUGUUAAAUGAAGUGCCAAAAUGAAUGAGGUAUAUAAUAAAGUGGGGGUAUAGGAAACACACAGUGUUAACACAGAGUAGAAUCUCAAUGUAUAUUUGUUAAAUGAAUAAAUAAAUGUCAUUGAAAGUCAUGGAAAAAUUUUUGUUUGUUUCAAUGAAGUGACAGUUCUAGCCUAGAGGUACUAACUGGAGAUGAUGUUUCAUAUUCCACUUUAGUAAUUAUUCAUAUAUAGUACAUAGGACCAUAGCCCUCAGGGCUUUACAGAACCAAAAUAAACUUAUCAUUACA